Molecule: messenger RNA, 3754 nt
Organism: Aedes albopictus (Asian tiger mosquito)
Lineage: Eukaryota; Metazoa; Arthropoda; Insecta; Diptera; Culicidae
Exons: 2
Coding region: 1088-2422 (444 amino acids)
Molecular function (GO): nucleic acid binding; zinc ion binding
Source: RefSeq, a predicted model, not a curated record
UAAGUAUUGUAAAACAAAACUCUGUAGUGAAACACAGCAACGUAUUUUAUCUGCAAACAUGUCUUGUAAAUAAUCCCAGCAGUUUCAGAAUGCCUUAUCAAGGGUCAAGGGACAACUGUUGUCAAACUAAGAAAGUCUUUGACUCGAACCCCAUUUGGGAUCUAUAUUUGAAUUAGUGAAGAGACUCAUGGAACCAGUGGCGUAGCUAGAAAUUUGGGGGCCCGGUGCGGAACAAAAUUAGUGGGCCCCCAUGAAAAUUACUGAUCGCACUUUUGUAUUUUGUAAAAAACGAUGAAAAAAACCAAUGAAAUCCAUCAAUGAACGUAAGAUUUUUUUUAACAAAUUAUUUGAGAAUUGUACCAAGUGUUGAGUCCGCCAAUUGAAAUAAUUUUAGAGUGACUACUAUAAAAGUAAAACGUGUAUAAAGUAAAAUUAUGUCAUAUGUUUGGAUUUAGAGUGCAUUUGAUCUCUGUCAAAUGUUUAUAGCACGAAGGUUUGAAUAAACAAUCCGACGACUGUCGGGCUCUCUUCUACAUCUGACACCGAACGAAGUGGACGUAUUUCUGCAAGCUCCGAAACAGUGACUUAACCUAAAAAGGAUACUUUUCCUUCCGAUCAAUCUAGCGUUGGUUACACCUCGUGGUCCGCUUUCUGCAGUGAGCUUUUCUUUUAAGUAUAAAACCCGAAUUUAACAGUUGGCGACGAGGAAAACGGUGAAGUGAAAGUGAAAACGUGCUACCACCUGGCCAACAGCGGCCGGAUCUUUGACUUUCGGCGCACCGGACGUGUGACCUUCAGGUGACCGCAACCCUUUCGAUCCCGGUGGCGGUGAUUUCAUCAACGAAACGGACCAGGAAGCGGAUAAAGGUUUCGCCCGGAUUUUUGAUCCUCGACGGUCGGACGUUUGACCUUCACGGCGACCGCAACCCUUUCGAUCCCAGUGGCGGGAUUUUGAUCGGCUAGAGUGCAGGGCAAUUGUGAACGAUUUUUUUCCCCCAUCUGGAAUUAGCGGCGUUUUGAUUUGGAUUUCUGAUAUUUUUUUUGUCGGCGUUUGUGAGGCAAGUUUGCUUGAGUGAUUUUUGCAAUAAUGGCCUACGUAUCCCCGAAUAUUGACCCGUACCGAAAAGGGCAAUCUUUUGCUUCGUGGUAUAAGCGACUUGGCUACCAUUUUCGCAUCAAUAAGGUGGCGGAGGAGAACCGAAAGGACCAGAUGUUCCUUUUAGGGGGCGAAUACCUUUUCGAAGUGGCACAGAAUUUGUACCUCAGCGAGCAGUUGCUUGAUGCAGCUCCGCUUGAAGAAUUAGUUGAAAAACUUAAGCAAAAACUGGACAAAACAGACUCAGCUUUGAUUCAACGAUUUAAAUUCGGAUCCCGGGUACAGCAACCUGGAGAAACAGCCAGUGAUUUUCUUUUUUCACUAAAGCUCCAAGCGGAGUAUUGUGCUUUCAAGAACGACAAAGAUGGUCGAAUUCUUGAUCGUGUCCUUAUUGGCUUGUCAGAUGACGCCCUACGACAGAAAUUGUUGGCUGAGGAAGGGGAAAAAUUUGACCUUGCCCAAGCUGAGAAGAUGAUUACCACUUGGGAAAUGGCUGCUUCUCAUGCAAAAGCGUUAACAAAGGAAGAUUCUUCCACACAAAUCGCCUCCAUCGGUAGUCUGACUGGGGGGCGAGGUGCUGUUUUGCAGCGAAUCACAGCUUUAGCGCGGGGUCGUGGUCCUGUGAAAAGCCGACUAGGGCAGCGGCCCCAGUUCCAGUCUACUGUACAACCGUACAACAGGUACAAUGAUCGAGGUAGUUAUCCUUCGCAGUCCAGACAGCCUAGACCGGCGCGGUUCCAGGAACAGCAUCGCCGAUACCAGGAUGCAGCGGUUUAUCCUGCGGAAAUGAGGGACAACCAGCAGCAGAGAAUCGACCAACGAGUGUGCGAAUACUGUGGUGUGCGAGGCCAUGUGAAGAGGAAGUGUUUCCGACUGAAGCACUUCAAGAAGGAUCCGAUCAACAGCAUCGACAUGGAGCAACCUGGCCCAAGCAUGGAGAACAAGUUGUCCAACAUGAUGAAUCAGAUGACCUGGGAGGACAAAAGCGAUGAUUCGGAUCAAGGUGAAUUAGAUUGUAUGCACAUUUCAACAAUUAACCAAAUAAGCAGUCCAUGUCUACUAGAACUAACUGUUGAGGGGAAAAUAUUGCAGAUGGAAGUCGAUAGUGGAGCUUCUGUUUCUGUUAUUGGGAAAAAGCUAUUUAUUACUAAAUUUGAUAUUCCUCUUCAGAAAAGUUCGAGAAACUUAAUUGUGGUGAAUGGUUCUAGUUUGAGUGUUGCUGGAGAAGCUAUUGUUUCGGUUGACUUUCGGAAUAAAACGAGCAUUUUAAAACUUGUGGUGUUGGAUUGUGAGCAUAAUUUUAUUCCUCUUUUAGGCAGAACAUAGUUGGAUGUUUUCUCUCCCAACUGGCGUAAUUAUUUUGACAAAUUAGAAGCUGUUAAUAAUGUGAUUGAUGAUAGACACAAUGUUUUGCAGAAUGAAAUUAAGGCUAAAUUUCCUGAUGUUUUCAUCAAAGACUUUUCGUCUCCUAUUAGAGGUUAUGAAGCCGAGUUGGUUUUAAAAACAGAAAAACAAUUUAAGAAAGUUUAUGACAUUUCCUUCAGGUUGAGGGACAAAGUAACUAAAUGUUUUGAUAGUCCAGAUUGUCAAAAUUUUGAAAUUCUCAUGCAAAAUAGUGCAGACUACAGACGAAAACCUUUUAUUGUUUUGGGUAGAUUGUCUAAAGCUAAUAUUAAGGCAAAUUGGAAGGCUACGAAAGUGUUUGUAUUUUGGUCGGAAUAUCUGUAUCAUGCCAUUUGCAAAGAAGGUUUGUUGCAGUGGAAAACUCCUUUAUAUAACAAUAACAGAUACAUUCCAGGUUUGUCUUGCAAACUAUAUCGGUUGUAUAGUUUGUUGAAGAACGAAUUUAUUGCCUUUUGGAAUGGUAGUUGUAACAAAUCAGAUAGUUUACUUUUUGGAAAAGUUUUUCUUGGAUUGUUCUGUCCAAGAAAACAAGUCGUAGUAGUAUAUGGUGUAUUUGAUAGAGUUGUUUUGCAUUUUGUUGGCAGAGUAGAGAAAUCCAAGGUUUUGACAAGUAUUUUUUCUAAAAAGGUGGAAAAUGAGUUGAUGGAAAAUUAUAUAUCGUGUUCAGAAGUUAUUAAGAAAUUGUUAGCAUAUUUUGCUAGAUUUGGGUUUCCGGAUAUUUUAGUAUCAGACAAUGGUCCUCCAUUCAAUAGUUAUGAUUUUAGGAGCUUUCUUGAAAGGCAAGGAAUAAGGGUCCUGAACAGUUCUCCAUACAAUCCUGCUAGCAAUGGCCAGGCGGAGAGGCUUGUUCGUACGGUUAAAAAUGUUUUGAAAAAGCUACUUCUUGACCCAGAAUACGCGAAAGUGGAAUUGGAAGACCUGAUAAACUUAUUUCUAAUAAAUUUUAGGAACAAUAGUUUGACGAUGGAGGGUUUCUUCCCUUCCGAAAAAGUUUUAGCAUAUACUCCGAAAUUAUUAAUCGAUUUGGUUAAUCCAAGGCGACAUUCUAACCAUCAUAACACACAAGUGACUAAUAAUAACAACCGCAAUGAUGAGCCUUACACCGGAUCUAACUAUAACCUUUAUAAAGAGGUUCAUAAAGAUCCAUUGGACAGUCUGAUGGCGGGAGAUGUACUAUGGUACAAAAACCAUAAUCCUCACCAUCAGGCUAAAUGGUUAAAAGUGCGUUUUAUUAAGCGUGUUUGUAAACAUAUC